AUGCCACAAUUAACAAGCUGGAGAUUGGCUCGAACUAAGGAGAUUGAUACCAUUUUCAAAAUCUUCCAGAGGCUUGGGACGCCUACUGAGCAAAUGUGGCCGGGAAUCACCGAGCUGCCAUACUUCAAGCCCAGCUGGCCUCAGUGGCCAGCGCACUGUUGGGCGCAAAUCAAGAAUAUCUUGCCGCAGGUGGGUGCAGAAGGCGCAGAUCUUUUGGACAAGCUCACUUACUACGACCCUAGACGGCGAAUCAGUGCAUACCGAGCACUGCAGCAUCCGUAUUUCAAUGAUGCACGAAGAGACCUGGGCGCCUAG
Molecule: messenger RNA, 315 nt
Organism: Durusdinium trenchii
Lineage: Eukaryota; Dinophyceae; Suessiales; Symbiodiniaceae
Source: the annotation of a GenBank genome assembly